UCUGUAUUCAACAAGUCAUAACAAAACAAAUUUGAACUGUCAAAUAACUCCAGCGAUGACUUUGGAAAGCAAAAAAUAGCCUUAUUGCACAUUUGAAAUCAUUUGUUUUGUUGUACUUUUUAGCAGCACAAAUGCCUAAGCAGUGACCAGUCCUGCCAUUUUGGAUGUCUAAUCAUUUGGAUGUUACCCAGCUAGCCUGGCAGAGAUCAGUGUCCGUCCUGUGAUUGGUGGCUUCCUGUCCAGCAGGAAGUUGUGAACAGAGUUUAAAAGCUGCAGCAGGACUGCAGCCAUUCACAGGAAGCUGGACCAGCAAUGGCUUUGCUGAAGGUUCGGCUGCUGCUACUGGGGCUGGGUGUUGCAGUGAGCUCAGCGUCUCUGCAGAAGAGAGUCAUCGGAGGUCAGAACUGCAGAGACGACGAGCGACACUAUCAUGUGACGGUCUAUAGAUAUAGUUCAACAGGAACAACAAUCUGUGGAGGAUCUCUGAUCAGUGCUCAGUGGGUUCUGACUGCAGCUCACUGCUGGGAGCACGCUCCAGGAUGGUUUCAUGGGGUACUUGUAGGAGGUCAUCCUAGAAGAGGUCCAAAGUGGACUUCUACAAUCACUCGACGUGAGGUACAUAGAGACAGCAACGGUCGUGAACAUGACAUCAUGCUUCUGAAGUUGCAGAGCAAAACAACAAUCCAACCAAUCAAACUGCCCGACUGUCCAGAUACUCUCCUACUCGGCACCAAGGUUCAGAUUGCAGGUUAUGGAUCAACACAAGUUGGUCACGGCAGAAGUGCAAAUGACCAAAAUGAUCUUCAGUGUGCAGAGUUCAAGAUUGCUAAACACGAAAAGAUGGAAACGGCGCUGGCAAAAGACGAGGACUUUCGGUUCCGUUACCAGAAGUGGUACAGUGUGAGAAGCUCUAAGAAGGACAUGUUUCGCGACGACUCUGGUGGAGGAUGUGUGUUCAACAACAGGCUGUAUGGCGUUUAUGUCUACACUGGAGAAACAGAGAAGGCAUUCAAUGCACCAAGUCUUUUCCUGGACGUCUGUGCCUACAAGCAGUGGAUUGAGGACACAAUUAAAUAACCAAAAACCCUAGGCAGCUUGAUGUCUGUAUAGCGGCUAAAUGUUCCCAGCAACAACAACAACAAAAAAAUCCACAAAGUUCAAGUUAAUCUUUAAAUUUCAAUUUUCAGUUGAUUCAUUUUCUAAUUUACUUGGGGAUUAAAUUUACUGUGUACAAGUUAAUCUGUGAUAAUAUCUUAUUUCUCAAUAAGCAAAGCUGCUGUUCGUAAUAAUAAUAAUAAUAAGUAAUAAUACCCACCGUCACAUGGCUAGAAAAUAAACGGCUGUUAUC
Molecule: messenger RNA, 1348 nt
Organism: Xiphophorus maculatus (southern platyfish)
Lineage: Eukaryota; Metazoa; Chordata; Actinopteri; Cyprinodontiformes; Poeciliidae
Product: kallikrein-11-like
Exons: 6
Coding region: 313-1077 (254 amino acids)
Biological process (GO): proteolysis
Molecular function (GO): serine-type endopeptidase activity
Source: RefSeq, a predicted model, not a curated record